AUGCCUCUGAACGCAGGAGACACCGGCUACGGCAGCGUGCCAGGCCCCGGGCUGCCGGGCGCCGCGGGCAGCUCGGAGGAGGCUCCGCUGCUCAUCCCGGAGACGGAGCCGGAGCGCGGCCGGCAGUGGGAGCCCAUGAGUCGGCAGGAGCUGGAGGUGGCCGCCGGUGGUCCGGGGUGGAGGAAGGUGCGGUGCUACCUGGUGCUGCUGUUCUGGUUGUCCUGGGUGUCCAUGCUCGCCAUCUCCGUCGCCAUCAUCACCAUGAGCCCCCGGCCGGUGGCGACUCCGCUCCGCUGGUGGCAGAAGUCCCUGUUCUACCAGCUGCAGCCGGAGGUGCUGCUGGAGGCCCGGGGGUCAGAGGGCAUCAUUACAACAUUGAACUCUGCAAAAUUAUUAACUCUGUUGGAUGUGUCUGAAGCUGUGUGCGAGCAGCUUCCCUUCCUCAGGUCUUUGGGUGUCGGAGCUCUAAUCCUGGAGGGUCUGUUUAAAAAGGAAGCAUCUCCUUUAAACCUCACUGCCGUCGGCAAAAACUCGGGUAUGGUGGCUCAGAUCCAACAUCUGCUCACAGAGAGCAACAAAGCAGAUCUCAAAGUGGUGUUAGACUUCUGUGAGCCGGAUCUGUCGGGACAUCAGGAUGCAGGGAACACAGACGAGUCACCAAACCUCUCACAUGCACUCCGGUUCUGGUUGGAGCAAGGGGUCGCCGGUUUUGCAAUCUGUGACACUGAUGCAGCCUAUUCAGAAAAGACUCUGCUGGAGGUGAGAGGAGUCUUCAAGGAGUUCAGCACUGAGGAGGAGGAAAGGAUUGUGGUGGUAAAACAGACGACAGAUGUUCUUCGUCCACUGAACAACUCCAGCCAGAUCAACGCCACGAUGGUGGAUGUGGUCAUGAGGUCCAUUCUGCCGUAUUCUCAUCGCCUCCUGUCCACUCAGGAGGUGGCUGACGCGAUAGAGAGACACUUGCAAACACGAGAAGAACAUGUGUGGCCCAGCUGGACGGUUGGAGGUAAAACAUCUCAUGACUUGAAGAAUCUACUGAUGGUAUUGAUGAUGACUCUGCCUGGAUCGCCUGCGGUCCAAUAUGACGAGGAGAUCGACCAAACGCAGGACAAGGAGAAGGCGAAAGCUCUCUUCACCUCCCUGAGCCGCUCCAGAUUCAGAGAAGAAGCUCUCCUUUAUGGCAGCUUCACCUUCCUCCCCUUCAACACCUCGUCCUCGAACUCCACUGUUUCCUCUCCGUCGUCCCCCCCGGUCCUGGCCUUCCUGCGCUCCUGGGGUUGCGUCCAUUUCCUCAUUCUGCUCAACGUCGGGCCUGAGGUUCAAGCUCUGGAUCCUGACUGGGCCCGGAGUCUGCCUCAAGCCGGAGUGUUCGUGACCAGCACAGGGAUGGACCGAAUGGGCUCCACGUCUCUGUACACGCUCCAACUGCAACCGCACGAAGCCAUCGUCAUCAAACUGUUCAAGGAAGGAAACUACUCGUAG
This is a messenger RNA of Stegastes partitus (bicolor damselfish), 1482 nucleotides long. Its product is annotated as 4F2 cell-surface antigen heavy chain. Gene Ontology annotation, biological process: L-alanine import across plasma membrane; L-leucine import across plasma membrane; phenylalanine transport. Gene Ontology annotation, cellular component: basolateral plasma membrane; apical plasma membrane. The record is from RefSeq and is a predicted model, not a curated record. Gene Ontology annotation, molecular function: aromatic amino acid transmembrane transporter activity; L-leucine transmembrane transporter activity; L-alanine transmembrane transporter activity. The transcript has 9 exons. Bases 1 to 1482 code for a protein of 493 amino acids. NCBI's taxonomy places the organism in Eukaryota, Metazoa, Chordata, Actinopteri, Pomacentridae.